AUGCCGGCGCUGUCGCCCACGAUGACGCAGGGCAACAUCGCCGCCUGGCACGUCGCAGAGGGUGACGAGAUCAGCGCGGGCACUGUGCUGGCCGACAUCGAAACGGACAAGGCCACACUGGCCUUUGAAAACCAGGACGACGGGUUUGUGGCCAAGCUGCUGGUGCCCUCUGGCGCGAAGGACAUUCCAGUGGGCGCCCCCGUCGCGAUCGUGGUGGAAGAGAAGGAGCAGGUGGCCGCGUUUGCGGGUUACGCGGCGCCCGGCGCGCCGGCGGCGGCGGCAGCGCCACCGCCGCCGCUGGAGGCGGCGGCGUCCGCGGCAGCGCCCGUGGACAAGCGGCCGCCGAACUUCCGUCUGGGGCCGGCGGCGCGGUGGGCGCUGGCGGAGGCGGGGCUGCGGCCGGAGGACGUGACGCCGACGGGGCCGAACGGGAUCGUGACCAAGCCGGACGUUCUGGCGGCGGUGGCGGCCGGCGUGAAGCCGUCAGGGGCGGCCGCGGCAAAGCCCGCGCCCGCGGCGGUGGCGCCAGAGGCUGCGGCGGGGGCCGCGAAGCAGCAGCAGGCAGCCCCCGCGGCGCCGAAGCCGGCGGCGCCGGCUGAAGCGCCAAAGCAGCAGCAGCAGCCGCAGCAGCAGGCGACGGCGCCGCCGGCGGCGGGCGGCAAGAAGGCAGGCGGGCCGCGGGUCUCCUUCACAGACGUCCCGAACUCGCAGGUGCGCCGCAUCAUCGCCAAGCGGCUGCUGGAGAGCAAGCAGACAGCGCCGUCGCUGUACGUCUCCGCGGAUGCGCCGCUGGACGGCGUCAUUGCGCUGCGCAAGCAGCUCGCCGCGCAGGGCGUGAAGGUCAGCGUGAACGACUGCGUCGUGCGCGCGGUCGCGCUCGCGCUGCGCGACGUGCCUGAGGCCAACGCGGCGUGGGACGGCGCGGCCGGCGCGGCGGUGCGGGCGCCGGCGGUGGACGUGGCUAUCGCGGUGGCGACAGAGGGCGGGCUCAUCACGCCCAUCGUGCGGGGGGCGGACCGCAAGUCGCUGUCGCAGAUCUCAGCAGAGGUGAAGGACCUGGCGGCCCGCGCGCGCGCCAACAAGCUCAAGCCGGAGGAGUUCAUGGGCGGCAGCUUCUCCAUUAGUAACCUCGGCAUGUACGGCCUCAGCCAGUUCGCCGCCAUCAUCAACCCGCCGCAGGCCGCCAUCCUGGCCGUCGGCGGCGGCCGGGAGCGCGUCGAGCUGGUCGAAGGUGCCCCGCGGGCCGCCACUGUCAUGACGGCCACCCUCAGCGCAGACAACCGGGUCUACGACGGCGAGCUCGCGGCGAAGUUCCUGGCGGCAUUUAGCGGCUACAUGGCGCACCCCGUCACCAUGCUCAUGUGA
Molecule: messenger RNA, 1365 nt
Organism: Monoraphidium neglectum
Lineage: Eukaryota; Viridiplantae; Chlorophyta; Chlorophyceae; Sphaeropleales; Selenastraceae
Product: pyruvate dehydrogenase E2 component (dihydrolipoamide acetyltransferase)
Exons: 5
Coding region: 1-1365 (454 amino acids)
Biological process (GO): pyruvate decarboxylation to acetyl-CoA
Cellular component (GO): pyruvate dehydrogenase complex; mitochondrion
Molecular function (GO): acyltransferase activity
Source: RefSeq, a predicted model, not a curated record